This is a messenger RNA of Drosophila takahashii, 1332 nucleotides long. It is a transcript of the gene tomboy40, whose product is annotated as tomboy40. Gene Ontology annotation, biological process: protein import into mitochondrial matrix. Gene Ontology annotation, molecular function: transmembrane protein transporter activity. Gene Ontology annotation, cellular component: mitochondrial outer membrane translocase complex; mitochondrial outer membrane. Lineage: Eukaryota; Metazoa; Arthropoda; Insecta; Diptera; Drosophilidae. The record is from RefSeq and is a predicted model, not a curated record.
UUGGCCCUUAACAGCACAUGAUUUUAUUUUCAUAGUUAUUUUGAAGUUUUAGUAUUACACACAUAUACAACGCCGAAACAAAAACAUAUUUCGACAGGCACGUUGAUAUUUGCAUAUAAACCCUCCUCAUCUUUCGAAAAUGGGAAACGUGAUGGCGUCCACCGAAGGCGGAGGCUCCACUCGUGGGCGUGGCAAUGUCUCCUCCGGAUUACGCUUGCCAGAAGCAGCGUCUACAGUUCCCUCCACCGAAAUGCCGCCACAGAUGCUGAAGGAGUUGGAAGCGGAGGCUCGCAGAACGGAGCUGACAAAUCCCGGAACCGUGGAGGAGCUGCACAGUCGCUGUCGCGACAUUCAGGCGAACACUUUCGAGGGCGCCAAGAUCAUGCUGAACAAGGGGCUGAGUAACCACUUCCAAGUGACGCACACCAUCAACAUGAACUCGUCGGCGCCCAGUGGCUAUCGCUUUGGAGCCACGUAUGUGGGAACCAAGCAAUACGGUCCCAAUGAGGCCUUUCCAGUUCUCCUCGGUGAAAUCGAUCCUUUGGGCAAUCUCAACGCCAACGUGAUCCAUCAGCUGACCUCUCGACUGAGAUGUAAGUUUGCCUCGCAGUUCCAGGACUCCAAGUUGGUGGCUACCCAGCUGACGGGGGACUAUCGCGGCAAAGACUAUACAAUAUCCCUGACCCUGGGCAACCCGGGCAUCCUGACGGGUUCCGGAGUGAUUGUUUGCCAGUACUUGCAGUCAGUCAGCCGGAAAUUAGCCCUCGGAUCGGAGUUGGCCUACCAAUACGGACCCAAUGUUCCUGGACGCCAAGUGGCUGUGUUAUCGGCGGUGGGUCGCUAUGCCGCCGGUGAUUCCGUGUGGGCCUGCACUUUGGGACCCGGUGGCUUCCAUCUCAGCUACUACCAGAAGGCCAGUGAUCAGCUGCAGAUCGGAGUCGAGGUGGAGACGAAUCUGCGCCUGCAAGAAUCAACGGCCACUGUGGCCUAUCAGGUGGAUCUUCCCAAGGCGGAUCUGGUGUUCCGCGGCAGUCUCGACUCGAACUGGCACAUUGCCGGCGUCCUCGAGAAACGCCUGCAACCACUGCCCUUUUCGUUGGCCAUCAGCGGUCGCAUGAAUCACCUGAAAAACACCUUUCGACUGGGCUGCGGACUCAUGAUCGGAUGAAUCGAAUCGAUUGAAAUAUCCAGCGUAUGACAAGAUAGCAAGCCUAUCAAUUGUUUAAAUAACUUGCAAAUAGGAAUUUGAAGUGUUUGCACAAGAAACGCAAGGAACGCCGAUUUAAUUUGACUUACGGAGUUUAAAAACGAAAGAUAAAGAACCUUAAAUGU